AUGACUUCUGUAUAUGAUUGUCGUGUGGAAACUACUUUCGUGGAUAUCAAUGUGGGUGCAGGAAUACAAUUGGUUUCUAAUGAAGCUGAAGCUGGACAACGAAAAGCGAGAUGGUUUGACUAUUACUCUUCACUAUACAACUAUUAUCAUGUUGUUGGUUGUCGAUGGUAUGUGAUGAUUGAAAAUCUAUCUGGUGAACCUUUUUGGGUAUAUCAAAUGUAUUUCAAUGAUGAUUUACCGAAUCCUGGUGCUACAAAUGAAGACAUGCAAUUAUGGCCUGGGGUUAAAUACAAGUAUUGUGACAGAAGGUUUUUAGCAAUUACAACUGCUGGUCAAGUGGAGCAAGGUGAAGGUGGUGUAAAUGAACAACUGGAUGAAGCCAUGACGCCUCAACCAUUAGAUAUUUUUGAGACAACGAAUCAUGUUACUGGAAAUGUUGGGUCUGGUAAAGUUACUUUUCAAGACGAAUAUCGUCCUGGUGAUUUUAAGCGUGAAAUAAGAUUGGACUCCCAAGUAGAAAACUGGACUACAGUUGCUACGAAUCCAGCACUACCUGAAAAACUAUUAAUUCGUAUCAAGCCAACAAAUGAGAGAACUCAAACGAACAGUGUCUUAAAUGCAGGUGACACAUUACGAUACAAAAUUGUGGCAAAAUUGAACUAUCUAGUGGAAUUCAAGGAGUUGAAGACAGAACUACGUUAUCCUGUUGUUAGACAGCCACUUACAAUUACGCUCAAUUCUAACAUAGCAGCAGCGGAUCACUAA
Messenger RNA from Plasmopara halstedii, 765 nucleotides. RefSeq lists its product as uncharacterized. The record is from RefSeq and is a predicted model, not a curated record. The transcript has a single exon. The coding region runs from base 1 to 765 and encodes 254 amino acids. Lineage: Eukaryota; Oomycota; Peronosporomycetes; Peronosporales; Peronosporaceae.